Messenger RNA from Schistosoma guineensis, 1023 nucleotides. The record is from the annotation of a GenBank genome assembly. Lineage: Eukaryota; Metazoa; Platyhelminthes; Trematoda; Strigeidida; Schistosomatidae.
AUGGAUAAACCAUAUGACGAAACAGUUGAUGUGCCGGAUUCAGAAGAUAUAGCAACACCACGACUGCAACAGUCUCUUGCUGAAAAUUUUGAUAGGUUUCGAGUUGAUCAUUUAGAUUCUCAUAGAGAUAACAGUAAAUCAGUAAGAAAAAUAAAGAAUGAAUUACUAAAUAAAUCAAUUAAAACUGCACCAAAAUCAGUCAUUGAAAAGAAGUCAAACAAUGAAAAAUUAAGUAGUCAAGAUAGUUCCGGAGAUGACGAUGAUGAGGAUGAGGAUGAUGAUGAUGACGACGAUGAUGAGGAUGAAGAUGAUGAAGAUGACGAUGAUGAAAAUUCUAAUAUCCCUGAUGUCAUUGAAGGUGUCUACAAUCCGGCCGAUUAUGAACAUUUGACUGUAUCGUCUGAAAUUAAGGAAAUUUUUGAAUAUAUUCAAAGAUAUACACCUCAAACAAUCGAAUUAGAAACAAAGUUGAAACCAUUCAUUCCUGAUUAUAUACCAGCUGUUGGAGAUAUUGAUGCAUUUUUAAAAGUGCCCAGACCAGAUGGUAAACCAGAUUAUUUAGGUUUAUUGGUCUUGGAUGAACCAUGUGCUAAUCAGUCAGAUCCAACAGUACUUAAUUUACAAUUGAGAGCUUUGUCAAAGCAAACUGCAACAAAACAAGUAAUAGUUAAAAGUAUUGAAAACGCUGAACAACAAACAAAAGUCAUAGAAAAUUGGAUUAAAAGUAUAACAGAGUUGUAUAGAGCCAAACCUGCACCAACUGUACACUAUACAAGAAACAUGCCAGAAAUAUCUGAACUUAUGGCUGUAUGGCCAACAUCUUUUGAAGAAACCAUAAAUAAUAUGCAGUUAUCACUAUCUGAGUUGGAUUGUAGUUUAAAAGAUUAUGUAGAUAUAAUCUGUGCACUUCUAGACAUUCCAGUUUACAACAAUCGAAUACAUUCAUUACACUUAUUAUUUUCUUUAUAUUUGGAAUUUAAAAAUUCUCAACAUUUCCGUCAAAAUGAAUCCGUUAUUACUUGA